AUGUCCUUGCUUUUGUUCAUUCCUUGGUACCUGGGCAUCAAGGAGACGCCUGAUUACAUCCAUUUUAAAAUCAGUCUUGGGAUGUUGAAGAGAGCUGGCAGAGUUGGUCUUGCAUUGUACCCAUUGAUCAUCUUUUUAUCUUUGAAACCCAACCCAUUGCCAAAUGUCUUGUAUAUGCAUUUGAUACCGCUCCAUAAGUGGAUUUCACGAGUUUGCAUUUUAUCGGUGCUGCUCCACUCUCUUGGAUUCUUUGGUUUCUGGAUCCACAAGAAUGAGCUCCAUAAGACCUUUGAUAAGUUGAUGUUUCCUGGUGUGGUCAACUUCUUGCUUUUGUUCAUUACGCUACUUCUUGGAAUAAGAGGAAUUCGUGAACGCUGCUAUAAGCUCUUCUAUGCUUUGCAUAUCAUUACUGCUUGGGUUUCCGUACCCUUGAUGUAUCUUCAUAGCAUGCCUGAAGCAAACUUAUACGUCUUUGGAAGUUUGUAUUUGUUGGUGUACCAUACAGCAGCCAAGAUCUACUUGAGCUACAAUAUCAAAGACAAGGUUGAUGAGUCCAACAGUUACUACACUAUUAGCGUCCCUGAAAGCGGGUUGAUGAUGGUAAGAAUCCCACUUGAAAAGGUUAUAAAGGCAUCAACCAAAUUCAGAAACAACCAGGACGACUCUAUGCUUACAUAUUUCUCGCCUGGGUCUCAUAUUCGGAUCUCGCCGUCGUUCUUGAAUCCAAAGUCAUGGCUCUUUGCUACUCACCCGUACACUAUUGCUUCUUUAGACAACGAAGAGUACGUUGAUUUGGUGUUGAAGAGAACCAACAAAUUUGCCUUGCAUUUGGCAUCCCAAAAUUACUUUUGCUACACUGUUUCACUGCCUUUCCCUGCCUUUGAUGAAUUCUUCUUCACGAGAAAUCUCAACGAUAACAUCAGUAUAGUUAGUGGUGGCUCAGGCUUGGCUUUUGGGUUGCCCAUCUUCAAAUACUUCCACUUCAGAAACAAGAAAGCAUCUAAUGAAGAGAUUCCAAAGCAUUACAACCUAAGGUUCUGUGUUAUUGUGAGACAGAAAGAAGACUUGUUUGUUUUGAAGGAGAGUGGAAUACUUUGUCACCAGGAAGACCCUGAAUCGGGUUUAUUGGAACUUUCUCCUCAAUACAAAGAUGCCAAAAUUGAUAUUUUUGUUACAGGUACGUCAAAUAUCGAGACGCCAAAGAGAACUUUCACAAGCUUUUUCCAGAGGAUAAAAGGCGCUAUUCAGGGUUUCAGAAAGAAAGUGCCAGACACGCAGUACUACCAAAUGGACGACCUUGAAGAGCCUAUGCUUGACCAAACUGUGGAGCCACAGACAAAAGAUUUCGAGGUCGAUCAUUUGACUGCUUUGAAGGUGCAAAGUGGAAGGCCAGUUAUAUCAACGGUUCUUAGCGAGUACCAUGAGACCGCGGAAGAGGAGUCGAGCCUUGUUGUUGCAUGCGGGCCAUCAUCCUUAUUAACAGAUUGCGAGCAAUGGACAAGGAGCAAUCAGGUAGAGUUUUUAGCAGAAAGUUUUGCAAUUUAG
Candidozyma haemuli is the source of this 1545-nucleotide messenger RNA. Its product is annotated as ferric reductase family protein. Lineage: Eukaryota; Fungi; Ascomycota; Pichiomycetes; Serinales; Metschnikowiaceae. Gene Ontology annotation, biological process: iron ion transport; intracellular iron ion homeostasis; copper ion import. Gene Ontology annotation, cellular component: plasma membrane. Bases 1 to 1545 code for a protein of 514 amino acids. The transcript has a single exon. The record is from RefSeq and is a predicted model, not a curated record. Gene Ontology annotation, molecular function: ferric-chelate reductase activity.